AUGAAUACCACAUCGACACCACAGACAUCAACGACAUCAACGACAUCACCGACACCACAACAACGAGUUGCUAUCACAUCAAGUACAAUAUCACCAAUCACACCAAGAGAUCAAUUGACAAAGCCUUUGACGCCGAUCAAACCUCUACCAUUGAGUCGAAAGAGAAAGGCAGAGGAGUCGUACAAGGAGAUGAUGGUUGGCGACGAGUCACAGUUCUUUGCCAACAAGGACAAUCACAUCAAGUAUAUGAAGUGGCUGGCAUCAAUGCUCGGUUAUCGCUAUCAAGAACAUUGGUAUAAAUGUCGUCGCGUGGACUUUGCCUCCAAUCAUGGCAAACUACUCUUGGCGCAAUAUGGCGACGACCACAUCAAAGCGAUCACAACAAUCUAUGCCGAUCAGAAAUGGGAGCUGUGGCGCUUCCCAACGAUACGCAAGGGUUUCUGGACGCAGGAGAUGCAGCGCGAGUACAUGGAGUGGCUGGGCAAGCGACUGGACUGGGACAAGGAGCAGUGGCACUUCCUCACCAAGCGCGACUUUGCCCGCAACAGUGGAUCUCAGUUGCUUGAGAUGCACGACGGCUCAAUAUCCAAUGCACUGACAUCAAUCUUCCCCGAGUACUCGUGGAAGCCAUGGAUGUUUGACAAGGUGCCCGAAGACUAUUGGAUUCACAAGGGUAACGCGCGACUCUAUCUCGAGUGGCUGGCCGACCGCCUCAAGCUGGUCUCGGCUCAAGACUGGUACGAUCUCACUCAGCGCUCAUUCGGCGCCAACUAUGGAUUCAAGUUGUUGCAAGCCUACAACAAGUCACCCUGGAAGCUCAUAACAACAGUGAUGCCUGAGCUGCACAGCUGGGAGUCGUGGCGCUUCCGUGUGCUCAAGGGCAAGCGAACAAACAUAUUAAUAUUGGAGGAGUUGAUCAAUAAGUUGAGCGAGCUGCAUGGCGGACGCGAUCAGCUGGCCAAUGUGUCACUCGAAGCGAUCGAGGACAUUGGUGGCAAGGACAUGCUCGACGAGUUUGGCGGAUCGAUCGCCUCUGCGAUGGAGGCUCUGACCAACAAAGACAAGUACCUCAAUCCCGAACCAAAGACAAAGAAGUCGUCAGCAGCGGCGUCGUCCAAGAGAGGCGAUGAUGAUGAUGACGACCUUGACCUUGACGACAUUUCAUUUGAGGAUUUGAACUCAUUCGAAUCAGACAUGUCUGGAGGCAUUCGUUUGUGA
Acytostelium subglobosum LB1 is the source of this 1218-nucleotide messenger RNA. RefSeq lists its product as hypothetical. Bases 1 to 1218 code for a protein of 405 amino acids. Lineage: Eukaryota; Evosea; Eumycetozoa; Acytosteliales; Acytosteliaceae. The transcript has a single exon. The record is from RefSeq and is a predicted model, not a curated record.